AUGGGCCGUCAUCGAGCGCAGGCCCGGUUCGAUCGCGCGCAAUGGCGCUUGCGCUUCCUCAUUCCCCUCUGGAUCAUACAGCUCGUCCUCUCCAUCGCCAUAUUAGGCCUUUUUGCGACAACGUUACACGGCACUCUCAAGGGUUGGAAGGAUGGCAAGAAGAAGAACGAGGGGUUUCCCUUGCUCAUUGUUGUGUGGAAAUGCGCCAACCUCGUCCUCGGGGUGAUUAGUCCUGCCAUUGUCUUCUUCGAGGUCUUUCGAUACGUCCAGGAGACGUUGACGCCGCGCACCAUUCUCACCACCCAAUUCAUCACGUUUGGCUUCUCCGUCGCGGCCCUCGUCCUCAGCAUCCUCAUCCACAUCCAGAAUCGAGUGGCAGAUCGCGACUCGAUCGCGGGGCUCAUCCUAAGCUCAGCCGCCAUGCGCCUCGACGCACACCCUUCCGGCAUGACCCCGCCCACCGUAACGACAACCAUCUCCGUCACCUCGACGCCCACCGACGAGUACGGCGCCGGCCCACCCUUACCGCUACAGAGCCUCUCGCGGAGCCACUCGGUCUACAAUCACGAGCGCGACACCCAGUUCGAGGACUACGUCAACGCCAAGCGCAACUCGCAGCUCUCGUUCCGCGAACACGUCGACCACGCGUUCGGCGCCGACAUGGGCUGGAAUGUGGGCGCGUCGCCCACCACCCUCGCCGAUAGCCUCCACCUCAACCGCAAGGGUAGCGUCGUGAACGCGGGGACGUUUGCCGGGGCUCCCGCGGGGCACGUCGUUGUGGCGCGGGUGCCGAGUAGCUCGGCGCACUCGCUGGGCGCGGUGCCGGAGGAGGCGGAACACGAUGCGCCCGCUGCCGCCGCCGCCAUUCCGAGCAGGUCGACGACGACGACGACGAUGGCGACGAGAGUAGAGGACUAUGACGAGGAUGACGAGUCGGCUCGCAGGGGCUUCUCGCGGAGGAUAAGUACGGCCCCCGCAGGUGAAAACGGGCUAGGUCUGAAUUCAUGA
This is a messenger RNA of Parascedosporium putredinis, 1008 nucleotides long. NCBI's taxonomy places the organism in Eukaryota, Fungi, Ascomycota, Sordariomycetes, Microascales, Microascaceae. The record is from the annotation of a GenBank genome assembly.